AUGACUACGGAGUUGCCCUCUAUCAACAGUACAACUAGUAUAUCUGAUAAUGCUGAUUUAAGGAAUUAUUACGAAAAUUUACUGUUCAAAAACAGUAGCGGUAGAUCACUUGCCGACUUACCCAGAGGACAGGAAUUCAGCCAGCAAUCACAGCAGGAUUCCCCACGUUCACGCAAUCAACAACGGAUUCUGCAACAUCAUCAACAACAACAAAAUCCACAACCUCAGCAACAACAACAAAGAAGUCAAAAUCAACAUAAUCCGGAAAACACAGUGGACUUUAUCAAUGGAUUUCACGCUAGUAACGGUUCACCUUUCCACAGCUUCCGGCAGGCACCCUCAAUGACACCAUCAAAUUCAGAGCCGGUUCUGAAUUCACCUACCGCUGAUCCACUAUCACAACAACAACAACAACAACAGCAGCAGUUGUAUCAACAAGCGGCAGCUCAACAGCAAGCUGGCACUAGUGCUACUACUGCUAGUAACCCAACUGCUGCAGCUGCAGCUGCAGCUGCCGCUCAACAACAAUCAGGUAGGCAUUCGAUGUUUUAUACUCCCCAGGAUCCAUUGGGGUCCAUGGGUGGAUUCACUUUAGAUUUUGAUAGAAACAACAACCGUAAUUCCAGCGUCAGUAACGACGCCAGUGCUACUUACGCGGGUUAUACUAAGCAAAGUGUGAGUCCAGGUUCCAUGGUUUCCUCCUUGAACGCCGAUCCCUUCUUUGACUUGCCCCCAAUCUUUCAACAACAUCGUGAGCCAUUGGAGGAAAGAAAGCAACAGUAUCUGGGAGCAAGAAGAUCUUCUUACAUCUCUGAUACGUUGAUUCAUGGUAAUUUGGCAUCCUUCAUGGGUGCAAACGCUCCACCUCCACCACCAACGACGGCAACAACUGCUAGUAUGGCCGCACCACCAACUGCUACUAUGUUUCCUACUGCAUUGGAUCCAACAGAAGCAGCUUAUCCGUUGGGACCUUUUGCCGCCCCUGCUAAUCCACCUUCUAUGCCAACAACCGCAGGCCCCAUGGGUGCACCUUUGAGUGAUGUACCAGAUGCUGCUUCCCAAGUUCGUUCUUUGACCACUGCGCCAGCUGCCAUGUACGGCGGGUUUUUGCAACCGCAAAUGCUUCAACAGUUACCACCCCGUCGUAAUACUCAACCUGUUAACUCUUUGGCCACACCCCCAAUUUCUGCUCCUUUCAAAACGUCUGCUGCUCCUCUAGGAGCUCGUAACAGAUAUUUGAACUUUUCCAAGUCCAACCAACAACAGCAACCCCAACAACAAAAUCCUCAGCAGCAGUUACAUCAAAAUCAACACCAGCCACGCAGACAAUCUCAACAGCACGGACAACAGGUAUCGCCGCAUCAACAAGAUAUGCCUAUUCCACCAACUGCAGCCGUUGCCGCUGCUGCUAUGAAUGGUAAUGCUGCGGGACAAGUGCCUUUGGAUAACGGUUUGGUUCUAGUGAAUGGGCAAAGGAUUGCAUCCUCACCUGAUUUGCAAGCUCUUUAUGCUGAUUGUGGAUCCAAAUACUUCUCUGGUGGACAAGUUUAUGAUUUUGCAGAUUAUAUUAAGUCGAUGCUAAAUCCUGCGGCGGGUGAUCAGGACGAUUUAAAGAAACAGUCAAUCUUUAAAUUUUUGGCAUUCCUUAAGAGUUGUAAUUUGAACUAUAAUCCUCAAUCCGAUGCAUUUGUUUCGGGUGAAAAACAAUCGCACAUGGGCGCUUCUAGUAGAAAAGGUAGUGGAAACGGUAAUGAUCCAACAGCCAUUGGUAAUCAAGAUAGAAGACCAAGUACGGCAUCUACUUACCUACACUACAAACCAUUGGUUCUGGUUUCUUUGAAAAAUGGGAAAUUGGAGUUGCUAUCAACUCCACAAAAUACUAAUAUUCUAAUGCAAAGAGGCGAUCUCGUAAUCAUCGAUGGUGACAGGGGUAAGGAUCUAGCACUGGUUGUAGAGCCCGUGGUCGAUUUGGAUUUGGCGUUAUUUGUUAACUUUUUAAAGAAAAAGAUUCAUUUUGAUUCCUUGAUUACAAGUCGUUCUCAGCACCAUCCAAAUAAUAGAUUUGUCCAUUCAUUAAUCCAAUCGACCAAGGGUCAAAGUGAAGAACUGAAUUCAAAGCUUUACGACGUGAUAGAGUUGACUCAAUUGAUCGUACCCUCCAAGCAGGUGUUAAGAUUUGCAACUCCUUGGGAGAUCACGACAAAUUUGCACAACAAGUUCCAGGACGAAUUGAAAGCUUUGCACAUUGCUCAAUUGAAAUUGAAGUCUCUCAACAGUGGGUUUAGCCACCACCAUCAUGGUCAUGGACACGGCCAUGCUCAUGGUAAUGAACAUAUUAUCACCACCACCACCGCCGCCAACAAUAAUGAGAAUGGUAGCCCUAACGCUAAUAAUGGUAAUGGGAAUUCCGUAGGGAGACCUCAAUUGAAUAUCAAGAUUUUGAAUGCAGAAUUCCAAUUCGAUCGCAAAAAAUUAACCUUCUAUUACUUCUGUGAAGAGCGUAACGAUUUUAGAGAGUUGAUCAAGGAGUUGUUUAAAUUUUACAAGACACGUAUCUGGCUCUGUGCAAUUCCAAAUAAUUUGGGUAUUGAUCAAAAGUAUUACAAUUCUCAACGCAAAGAAUUAAAGAUGUAUCAGGAGAUGAUGCAGCAUUAUGCAGUGGAUGAUUUGACCGAUGCCAAUGCUCAGCAGGGUGCUGGUUUUAUUGUAGCCCCUGCACUCAACAAGAUUGAGUUGGAUAAUUUCCAAAUCGGUGUUUACAAGGAGCUCGUCAACGAACUUUUUGGCAACUGA
This is a messenger RNA of Zygosaccharomyces rouxii, 2793 nucleotides long. RefSeq lists its product as uncharacterized. Bases 1 to 2793 code for a protein of 930 amino acids. The transcript has a single exon. Gene Ontology annotation, cellular component: cytoplasm. NCBI's taxonomy places the organism in Eukaryota, Fungi, Ascomycota, Saccharomycetes, Saccharomycetales, Saccharomycetaceae. The record is from RefSeq and is a predicted model, not a curated record.